UGACCCUGCGUCCUAACGGUUCAACUUUCACUUCGAUUCGGCUUCGAGGCUCGAGGCGAAGCUCGCGUAUUCUUGUGAGACAUUUUGGGUAAUGGCCACCCGGCGAACGUCCCAGUCGCUGUGCUUGAUCGCCAUCAUGUCGGAGCCUCAUGGGGAGAUGUCCGAGUCGUAAAUAACACCACAUCCUCGAUCGUGCGACGACCUCCAAGACCAUGGGGUCAGCCAUCUCUCGUCUCAGACUAGUUUGGCAAACGCUGCGCUCGAUUUCGGCCUCGUACGAUGCACUUGAACGACGUAUUGCAACAUCUCCUGGCAUCCCAUCACCAAAUCCAUCGAUAUCGUACUGGGAAGUCCCGCCAGCCCCUAUAGCAAAGCAUGGAUCCUCUUCAGCUCUUCCGGAAUAUGCGGAUAUUGUGGUCAUUGGGAGUGGCAUAACAGGCACCGCUUUUUCGCGGACCACCUUGAAUAUUCUGGAAAAGGACAUGCAACCGACGAUCGUGAUGCUGGAGGCAAGAGACGCAUGCUCUGGGGCAACUGGAAGGAAUGGAGGGCAUGUGACACCGGUCCUGUUCCACGAUUACCCAGCCUUGAAAUCCGCCCACGGAGCGGCAAAUGCUCAGGCUAUAUUACGAUUCAGGCUAGCCCACCUCCCUGAGCUGCUUGCUGUGGCCCAAGAAACCGGUCUCGCGGAUUGCCAGUGCCGGGAGGUCGAGACGUUCGAUGUGUUCUUCGAGCAGGAGACCUUCGACGUCGCCAAGGAGAAUCUUGAGCAUUAUUUGCGAGACAUGCCAGACCAGCGGUCAAAUUGGCGCCUAGUAAAUGCCGAGGACUGUGUGAAGGAUCUACAACUAUCCCGUCAGGCAGUUGGAGCCAUUGGAACGGUUGGAGGAGCCAUUCAUCCCUAUCGUUUUGUGACGGGAAUUCUUUCCAGCCUACUGGAGUCCUUCCCGGACCAGUUUCGGCUGCUCACUCACACACCGUGCUUGUCAAUAUCGUCUGACGAGGAUUUCUACACAAUCACGACGAACAAAGGUCAGAUUCGAGCUCGUCAUGUUGUUCACGCGACAAACGGAUGGGUCUCGCAUCUGCUGGCACCUAUGCGAGGGAAAAUUGUCCCUGUCCGAGGCCACAUGAGUUCCCAACGACCAGGACUAGGCCUGGGCCACAAUUCAGUGCCCGAUGGCGAUUCGGAGUCAAUGGCCACCCUAGCGGAAGCUCGAAACCCGUGGGCUGGCCAACGCUCAUUCGUGAUGUACGCUGGCGGAGGUUACGACUACCUCACACAGCAACCGGUCGAAUUAAUUACCGCAUCGUCGGAAUAUCCGGCACCAGCUGGGGAGAUGAUGUUUGGAGGCGGGGCGAGCCACGGCGAGAUUCUGGACCAGGCUCUGAUGAAUGAAGUUGGUGUGAGUGACGACACAGACUGGAAUACGGGGAAUGCCGCUCAUCUCAGCGGAGCCUUGAGCGUCUACUUCGAUGGAUGGGGUGCUGAGGGACGAGGCACGGACGACAAGGACACACAGUUUGGCGCGGGAAGAGUCAAGAAACUCUGGUCCGGCAUUCUGGGGAUAUCAGCUGAUGGCAUUCCAUGGGUGGGUCGGAUUUCUCCAAGAAUAAGUGCUCGGUCAGAGCCAAAGUCAAGUGGUUCUUCGAGACUGGCGACUCCCGGAGAGUGGAUUGCUGCCGGUUACACCGGGGAAGGGAUGGUGCAUGCAUAUCUUUCUGCCAAAGCUCUCGCCCAUAUGGUCCUAGCGACCGAUGAAGCCUCGCUGCCUGCGGCAUUUCUUGUCAGCGAGAAGCGAUGGAGGAAUGCUCGCAUGGAGAACUUGGUGAAUUGAAAGGAGAUGACGUCAGCGGAAUGAUCCGCGAUAGUUUUGUUAGCCGCAGUUCCUUGUCUUCAACUCUUUACUCGUUUGCUAUCCGACGCAUUUACAUAUACCAAGCAUGGCUCCCGUCGAGAUGGAAUACUACGAUCUACUGGAUGUGCCAGUAGAUGCGGAUGACAACACUCUCAAGAAGGCGUACAGGCGGCAAGCUAUGAAGGCGAGUUCUUCGGAUGAAAAGAGUAAAGCGUAUCAAGUCUUAUCCGACCCGGUGAGCCCUGCUGUUUCCGUGGUCGUUGAUGUUGCAACUCAUUCGAGAUCAAAGAACUUGCGUACUGUGUACGAUAAGAAUGGGAAGUCGAUGGUGGACAAGGAAGGCGGGGUUAACAUGGAAGACGCGGCUGGAUUCUUUGCCAAUGUUUUCGGAGGGGAACGAUUCGCCGACUACAUUGGCGAAAUCUCCAUUAUGAAAGACAUGACUGCGACCGCGACGACUAUGAUGACUGAGGAGGAAAAGGUCGAGAUGGAGAAGGCUAUGAACGAGGGGAGCUCUACUCCCAUCGGCGAAGCCGCUCGAUCCACGUUGUCCUCGGGUUCUGCGACACCAGUCCGAUCUACACCGACCACUCCCUCAGCAUCCAACGAAACAUCGCCGUCCAGCCUUACCGUGCAUUCUGAGGCAGAGUCGCCGCUACCGCCGUCGAAGGAAUCCAAAGACAAGAAGCGUUCCAAGAUUACCCCGGAACAGAAACAGAAGCUGCGUGAUCAGGAGACAGAGCGGCAGCGGGUGAUGGAGGAACGUGUAACCUCAUUGACGACGAAGAUGAUCGAGAGGCUACGACCCUUCGUGGAGGCUAAGCAUCCAGGUGAAAAAGACGACCCCGAAACGAAGGCCUUCGAGGAAAAGAUGAGGCGAGAGGCCGAGGAUCUGAAGUUGGAGAGUUUUGGCGUCGAAUUGCUUCACGCUAUCGGUGGCGUCUACAUGAUGAAAGCAACGUCAUUCAUGAAGUCGAAGAAGUUCCUCGGCAUCCCCGGCUUUUUCUCGCGUCUAAAGGAGAAGAGCGACCUUGUGAAGGAUGUGUUCGGAGUCAUUGGAAGCGCUCUCAGUGUUCGAGAUCUCAUGCUGGAAAUGGAGAGGCAGCAAAGCAAAGGAGAACUCGGCGAGGAGGAACUUCGGGCUUUGGAAAUGGACGUCACGGGGAAGAUCAUGCUUGCCUCAUGGCGUGGUGCUCGAUUGGAGGUUGUGCAGGUUUUGCGGGCUGUUGUCGAUAACGUGCUCAAAGAUCCAGGAGUAUCGGAUCUGGUGCUGCUGAACCGCGCCAAGGGUCUUCUCAUCACCGGUGCCAUCUUCAAGUCCACGGCUCCCGACGAAACCGAUGCAGAACGUCGGGAACUUGAGAGAAUGGUUGCAGAAGCGGCUGCACCAAAGGGGAAGUCGUCAGCCAAAACUGCACACGCAAAACGGGAGCAAAUGCUCCGGCAACAUGCAGCAGAAGCCGAGAAGGUCAAGACUGGGCAGAAUGAUAUUUAAUGGAUUUUCCUUAGGGAUGUUUGUGUGAACUAGACUAUCUUAAUUGCUCAUGUCACGCGGAAAACGAUGCUUUGAC
Molecule: messenger RNA, 3430 nt
Organism: Mycena citricolor
Lineage: Eukaryota; Fungi; Basidiomycota; Agaricomycetes; Agaricales; Mycenaceae
Source: the annotation of a GenBank genome assembly